Molecule: messenger RNA, 5487 nt
Organism: Ostrinia furnacalis (Asian corn borer)
Lineage: Eukaryota; Metazoa; Arthropoda; Insecta; Lepidoptera; Crambidae
Molecular function (GO): protein binding
Source: RefSeq, a predicted model, not a curated record
CAAUCACCACGACGUUUUUGACGCGAACUCAUGCCAAAAAAAAGCAAAAAACCAUUCAGUAUUUUGACAAAAAUGCAACAACAGUGAAGUGAAACUGUGUUUAUAGUAGAACUAAAACUAGAAUGUCGUGCGACUGAUUAAAAGUGCUAGUGUUCGUUUAAUACUUUUUAAAGAUAAUAUUCCUAAACUACUGUGCUAUUUUUGUCAAGUCGCUUUAGAGCUGUGUUCUCGGACCUAAUAAUCUUUUUGGAUUGGAAUCUAACAAAAUGAGUAAAGCUAAUGCGCUAGCGGGUUUAAUUGGCAAUUACGGUGACUCAGAUGAUGAUUCUGAUGACGGAGGAGAUAACUCAAAAGCGAAAAGUAAAGGCAAUUUAACUGGUCCUGGUGCUCAAUGCUUUGCUGGCCCACCGCCCCCGGGGACCGCAUACGCAGCAGAAUCUGGUGCUAUCCAUCCGGCUCCGAUUCCACACUGUCCCUGGUCAGCAUGCUAUGAUGAGAACAGUGGCUUCACAUAUUACUGGAACCAAGUUACAAAUGCAGUGACUUGGGAGGCUCCUCCUGAAUAUCUAUUAGCUUUGAAGCUGGCCCAACAACAAUUACAUACUUCUGGAGCUACAGAAGUAUCAGCUGAAGAGUGGCAGUUGUACCAGCAAGCCUUAGCUGAGAAACAGAAUACACAGACCAAAGUGAUAUCGAAACCUCCCGCUGUCAAGCCUGUUAAGAAAACUACUACUCCCACAGACAAACCUACCAAAGCUGGUAGCAAACGGAGAGCUAGUGAUGUGGAUGAAGACAAAAUAGAAUUAAUCACAUCAUAUCACAACUCUGACUCUGAUUCUAAUGAUGAGCAAGAGAGUCCAGUGAAAUCUCCACCCAAACCACCACCGGCUACGACGCCUAAGCCACCAAAACUGCCCAAAGUUCAAACUAAAAAGUCAAAGAGCAAAUCGCAACCGAAAGAGUUUGGACCGGCUCUGCCACCAAAUCAGGAAUACACAGUCCCUAUUGGACCAGAGAUUCCUCCUGAGUUCUUAGUAGAGACACCUAAAGAAGUCAAAGAGACGCCACCUGCACCCGUUAUAGAAGAGACAUCAACAUCCACUCCAACACCGACUGAAAACGAUGACAGUCAAGAUGAAUCGUUAUUGCACAAACUGAAAGACAAAGCUAAACUCCUUGAAAAGCUUGGUGGUGAGCUACCGGCAGAAUUACAAGAAAUAAUUCGAUCAGAAACAAAUUCAAAAGCAUCCUCUCCCCUAGUAGUUCAUGAAGGAAAUGAUACAGAAACAGAUAGCAGGUCUAUCGGAGAUAUUGAUGAUUUAUUAGAACAAAUUGAAAAGAAAGAAUUGCCUAAAGUAAAAAAUAAAAUUGACAUCUUCAGUGAAGAAGUGAAAACAAGUGAUAGUGCAAAAAAUUCGCCUCGUAGCAAUGGAAAUGUGUCUCCACCUGGAGAAGAAAUCAAACCGUUAUUCCCUAGUAGUAAGAAUAUAGUAGAUGCGCCCACAACUUCAUUAUUUCCUAGCUCUGCAAACAUACAAGAGAAUGGUAUUGAUAAAGAGGUGAAAGAAAAUCCGAUUGUCACUGAAAAGAAAGGUACGAAUUUGUACCUUAUGGGUGCUGGGGAGACCGUAGAAAAUACUUCCAGAAAGAAGUUAAGAAUAUCGAAUUCGGUAUUGCCACCAAAGAAGGUUGAGACUCCAGCGUAUACUACGAAAUAUUCACAGUUCAUUGAAGGUUUUACGAGUGAAAGGACCGGAUUAGGUUUCAGUAAAGAUGAUACUGAGUCUGAUACUAGUACAAAGAAAACAAACACAAUAAGUUAUGGCAACGGUUUGAUGUUUACGAAAGGAGAGAUUUUGAACGAGGACAAGAAAGAUGAAGAUCUGGAUGACAUGUCGGAACUGGUGGAGUCCAAGCUGAAAUAUUUGAAUCAGUUGCAGCCAAAUCCCGUGUCUCCAGUGCAAGAGAUGAUGAUUCAGAUGCAGCUGGGCGCCAAGUCAAUGCCGGAUCGCUGGUUCCGAUUUUUGCCAUGUUGGAAAUCAUAUGCUCUGAUUCUGGACUGCAUGAUAACUGACCAUUUGCCAAUUGUGCUGUGCCUUGAAAGUGGCCCCCUUAAAAACUCUAAAACACUUAGAACAUUUGUUAAAACAGACCAUGAAUCCAUCAAAAGAGCUCUCACUAAUGCUGACUUUACUUCUGUAAUAUGUACCCUGGAUGCAGACCAAGCAGCUGAUCGAUCUGAGUUUAAUAAGGCUAAAAAUAACCCUAAAGCUAUGUGGAAAGUGGUAAAAGAAGUGACUCACUCUACUGGUAACGCAGAACCUCCACGUGAACUUCUAGCUAAAAACAGCGAUCCUCAAAUUGCUUUAAACUCUGUAAACAAGUAUUUCGUCAAUAUAGCAAAUGAUCUAGCUGCUAAGAUAACUCCUCCAAUUACAACCUCGCCAUCGGUUCUCGUUAAUCCAAUAAACUCUCUGGCACUUACCGAGGUUGAUUUCGGGGAGGUGGAGCGCAUUAUUAUGGGUCUGCGAGAUGAAUGCUCUUCUGGCUGGGAUAAAAUCACUCCGACCUUAGUAAAAACUUGCAGGAAUGUUCUGAUACCACCAAUUACGCACAUGUGUAAUCUUUCAAUUUCUACCGGUGUCUUCCCUAGGAUACUAAAAAGAGCACUUGUUAGUCCCAUUUUUAAGCAGGGGGAUAAAAAUGAUGCGGCUAAUUACAGGCCAAUAUCUGUCCUGCCCGUUCUCUCGAAGGUCUUGGAAAGGAUAUUAAACAAUGCUCUAGUUAAAUUUUUGGAUAAAUAUAACUUGAUAGCAAAAAAUCAAUUCGGCUUUAGAUCUGGAAUCUCCACUGAGGACGCUGUCGCUAGUCUCACAAGUGAAGUAGUAAACAAGCUUGACGGCAAAAAGAAGUGCUUCGGUGUUUUUCUUGAUCUUUCCAAGGCCUUCGACACGGUCUCAAUUCCCAUCUUGAUCGAUAAGUUGGAAUCCCAUGGCAUACGUGGUCGGGAGCUUAGCAUCUUUCGAAGUUAUCUUCUGCACAGGGAACAAUGCGUCAAGAUCGGCCCGUACGUUAGUGACAUUCUGUCCAUAGACUAUGGCGUCCCACAGGGCAGCAUACUGGGACCUACCCUCUUCCAGAUAUAUGUCAACGAUCUGUGCAAACUUAAAAUACCAAACUGUAGUGUAUUCGCUUACGCAGACGAUACUGCACUUUUGGUAUAUGGCAAUGACUGGAGGAGUGCUAAGCAAUAUGUCCGGGCUGCUCUGGAAAAGAUUGAAACUUUGAAUGGUAGGGUGCGCAAGUUAAUUUAUAUAUUUAAGACCAUCAGACACUUGGUCGACCAGGAAACCAUCAAAAUUAUAUAUCUUGCUUUAUGCCAAUCUUUACUGUCUUACUGCAUCCCGGUCUGGGGAGGUGCUGGCAGUACCCUGAUGCUGAAUUUGGAGCGGGCCCAAAGAGCCAUCUUAAAGGUAAGCAAAAAAAAGCACAGGCAAGGCUACAUAUUCACCAUUAAGCACGAGCAACCGAAAAAGGGCGGCCUGCGUCCUCCUACAACUUCAUUAUUUCCUAGCUCUGCAAACAUACAAGAGAAUGGUAUUGAUAAAGAGGUGAAAGAAAACCCAAUUGUCACAGAGAAAAAAGGCACGAAUUUGUACCUUAUGGGUGCUGGAGAAAACAUAGAAAAUACUUCCAGAAAGAAGUUAAGAAUAUCGAAUUCGGUAUUGCCACCAAAGAAGGUUGAGACUCCAGCGUAUACUACGAAAUAUUCACAGUUCAUUGAAGGUUUUACGAGUGAAAGGACCGGAUUAGGUUUCAGUAAAGAUGAUACUGAGACUGAUACUAGUACAAAGAAAACAAACACAAUAAGUUAUGGCAACGGUUUGAUGUUUACGAAGGGAGAGAUUUUGAACGAGGACAAGAAAGAUGAAGAUCUGGAUGACAUGUCGGAACUGGUGGAGUCCAAGCUGAAAUACUUGAAUCAGUUGCAGCCAAAUCCCGUGUCUCCAGUGCAAGAGAUGAUGAUUCAGAUGCAGACGCUGGCGCUGGCGUUCCGCGCGGGCGCAUUAAGCGGCGGUUACUGGCGGCGCUGGGUGAGCGGCGCGCGCGCGGCGCUGGCGGCUCACGAGGCGGCCGCGGCGCCGCCGGGCUGGCGCUGCGUCUUCCAGAGGUCGGAAGGGCGCUACCGGUACGAGCGAGAGAGCGACGGGCUGAUGCAGUGGGAGUAUCCUGCUUCCACCAACUGCGACAUGGAUAUCUGCACGACGCCACCGCAUCCUGGGGUUGAAGCCAAGGAGGAAACCCUACCCCCGCUGCCUCCAUCGCCGCCGUCCGCGCCGCCGCCGCCGCCGCCGCCGCCGGCCAAGCCGCGCACGCCGCCGCCGCCCGCCUGGGACGACCCGCCGCCGCCCGGCUGCGACGACAUCGCGCCGCCGCUGCCGCCGGAACCACCGAAGCAAGAAAUUGGCGACGAGCUUCAAUCCUUCUACAAGGAUAUCGCCGAGCUGGAGAAAAGCGUCACGCCAAAAUCUUCGCCGCCCGCUUCCCCUCCGCCGCCGCCCAAAGAACAUAAGGAGAAAGAGAGGGAUAGGGAAAAAGGCAAGGAGAGAAAGAGAGAAAUGGAAAAGCCGAAGGAGAAGGACAAAGAAAAGGAAGUUAAGACGAAGAAAAAGUCGAAGGUGAAGAUAUCGUCAUCCAUUGGCAUGAAGCACAAAUCGGUCUCAAGCCUAGUAGCCAAGUGGCAGCAGGUGGCCGAAGAAAUCAACUCAGACUAAGAACUUAUAAUCCAUAUAAUAUUUAUCACUAUAACUUAGCAUAGGACUCGCUAGAAAUCUGUUGAAAUGUAAAUACAGAAACGAAGUUGCAUGCUACUUUGGAAUGUAAAGCUUAUGCUAUGUAGCAGACGACUCAUAUUCGCCCAUACCGAACUAGGGCCUUGGAAUGCAUCAUGCUUUUGUAACAGUGGCUGGUCUAACCACUUUAACUGUUUGUAUCGUGGUGUGUCUUGAUGUGACUGAAGUGAAUUUUUAUUAAAGAAAACUUAAUUUUGGCUGUAGGUCACGCGCUAAAAUGUAGAUGGCGUUGCUAUAGUAUUUCAAGAAAAUUAGUAUAUUUGACUUAGUACUAGAUGGCGCGUGACAAAUGUUUCUCAUUGUAUCUCCGAUGUAUGGUUUAUCACAAUAUAAUGUGAUGUCAUAUUAAUCAUAAUAUAUAUUAAAAUUUACGCUGUUUGUGACCUUAAGGUCUAUUAAUUUAAAAAUAACAUCCAUAUAUUUUGUAAUAGCUAAAAGGCAUUUAAACAUGUUAAUAUUUUAAGCAAAUUGUUAAACUGAAAAUUUAAGGAAUUGAGUGCAACGACAUGCAAUACAAAUUUCCAUUUACCUAACAAUAAAAUCUGAUUAUAACUAGUUAUACAUAAGUGUUGUUUGAAAAACAGUUUUAUAAUCACAAGUAAAGUUUAAAACGUCAAUAAUUACUAUAUUUACG